AUGUGCUCUGCCAUGUGCGAUACUGAUGCUCGGGCUCAUUUGCUGUCAGGCGUUGACGAGCUUUCGAUGGUUCACUUCCUCGAAUACGCAGCGACUUUGAUGGCGAACCUUGGCAAUUACAAAGUUUGGCAGAUGGCACCGCCCCAGCAGGAUGACACUGACGUAUACCAGGGCUAUGGAGACCAGAAGUUCGUCACUCGCAUUGAUUCCCACGCCUUUGAGAAACUAUGCUCCUUGACAGAAAGUACUCAGUCGCUCUUCACUCUCGUAAAGGACGCCAUGUAUUCCGAAGUGCCGGCCAGUCUUGGGUUCCCGGACGAAGGCGGGACGAGUAAUUACUAUCUCGGAUCCCCACCUCCUUCAAAAGCCGAGAUUGAGCAAUUGAAGAUUGGAGUUGGGUCAAGAUUGUCCCUCCGCAACACUCGGCUCUCAAAGUCAGAACUUGAGGGUAGUAUUCGGUAUGAGAUACUUGUGGCCUCAGCCAGUGACCGCGCAGAUGAGGCUUUCGACUUGAUGCUUCCAGAUAAGGCCAAGCCGGGCCGUGAUCCAAGUGGCGUGCGCUGCGAGUUUGAGGCGCUGGUGACAUGCCAAGACAAGGAAUGGACUUCUGCCUUCUCAAACCUCGCCAGCAAGGCCCAUUCGUUCAUUCUUGAGCUUCCGUGGAGCGGAAUGGGCGAUGACGGGGACCAGCUGGGACCCUUCGAGAACGAUACCUUCAUUCGACCCAACUUUGUGGCCCUGAAAUUGAUUUGUUACUGUGCGAGUAACGUCUGGACUGGUCUCACCGCACCGGGGUACCCCGAUGUCAAAGCCGAGCAUGGGCGCAAGAACUUGACCUUCUCUAAUCGUGUAGAGGCCAGUACGAUGGACCCUUCCAGGCCUGACUGGUACGGCAGGGACAGGUUUGUAAUGUCUAACGGCCAUGCCGGUAUCCUUCAGUAUGUUAUGCUGUACCUCACGGGCUACAAGUCGAUGACCAUGAAGGAUCUAAAGCUCUACGUCGACCCCAAACACUUUGACAAAGCUACUGGCACCGCCGUGUCGACGAAUGCGCAUUGCCAUCCAGAAAGGGAAGUUGGUGGCAUUGAGAUCACCCCCGGGCAAGGCAUUGUGAACGCUGUGGGCAUGGCUAUUGCCGGCAAGCAACAGGCUGCGCUGUUCAAUAUGGAACGGCAUGAGAUCAUCUCGGGUCGGAUCGACUCUGAGGACAUCAACAGCAAGAUGAGAGCGGCUGGAUGGGAUGUCAUCAACGUCUUUGAUGGUGAUGAGUCCGUCGACAACAUUUACUCGGCCGAAACGCCGAGCCACACGGUUUCUGAACAGACGAAGGCCACCUUCAAAGCGAUUGUGGCCCAAAAGGAGCGGGAAGUCCAGAAGUGGGAUGGACAACUAGAAAACUAUUCCAGGGAAUUUGCCUCACAGCAUCAGCGCCUUCUAUCCAGGAUCGCGGGCAGCGCAAACUACGAGGCCUUUUUGAACGACUUUCAGUUCCCCGACGGCAUGGCAUCCAAGGCUACCCGCGAGUCCAACGGCUUCCUCUUUCAGGCCCUGAUAAAGCAGUUCGAGAGCUUAUUCGCCGGCGGCGCUGAUGUCUGGGGGCCCAACAAGCUCGGCGAUCCGGGCGAGCUCGUCUUUGAGCGAGGUUACUACGAGGGCCGCAUCGCCCGCUACGGCAUCCGCGAGCACGCCAUGGCAUCCAUCUCCAACGGCCUCGCCGCCUACUGCCCGCAGGCAUUUGUGCCCAUCACGACCACCUCUUUCGUGCUUUACCUCUACGCCACGGCCGGCGAGGGACAGAACGGACCUACGCACCAGGCCGAUAUUACCAUCAUCUCAUCUAGAUCGGAGCUCGCGUUCGCCGUCGAGGCGGCCAGGAUCCUUACCGGCAAGGGCACGCCUACGUGGGUGGUCAGCAUGCCCUGCGUCAGGCUGUUUGAUGCUCAGACAGAGGAGUACAAGAACGAGGUCAUCUCGGCCACUCCACACGUCAUCUCUUACGAGGCGUACGUCUCUACCAUCUGGGGUCGCUACUGCACGGCGUCAAUUGCCAUGGAUUCGUUUGGCUACUCCGCAGCCGCGAUCGACAACUACGCCAGGUUCAGAUUGGAUACGGAGAGUGUGGUGGUCAAGAUCGAGAGACAUGUAGCAAGCUUGUCCCAACGAACUCGCAAGGUACAGUGGAUGUUACUGAAAUAG
Thyridium curvatum is the source of this 2196-nucleotide messenger RNA. RefSeq lists its product as uncharacterized. Gene Ontology annotation, molecular function: transketolase activity. The coding region runs from base 1 to 2196 and encodes 731 amino acids. Gene Ontology annotation, cellular component: cytosol. Gene Ontology annotation, biological process: pentose-phosphate shunt. The record is from RefSeq and is a predicted model, not a curated record. Lineage: Eukaryota; Fungi; Ascomycota; Sordariomycetes; Thyridiales; Thyridiaceae. The transcript has 8 exons.